Messenger RNA from Amborella trichopoda, 1116 nucleotides. RefSeq names its product vacuolar protein sorting-associated protein 2 homolog 2. The record is from RefSeq and is a predicted model, not a curated record. Lineage: Eukaryota; Viridiplantae; Streptophyta; Magnoliopsida; Amborellales; Amborellaceae. Gene Ontology annotation, biological process: vacuolar transport.
AAAAAAAAAAAUCCAGCUCGAAUUAUAGAUGUGUACUUUUUUGCCCUUUUCCAAAACUCAUCCCCACUUUAUAACGGCUAUUUUGGAAAGUGAGGCCGCUGAAGCGAGAGAAAGAUCAAACCAUUGAAGAGAGUGCAUAUAAGGAGAGCACCCACUCUCUCUCCAUCUGGUUUCUGCCCUCUGAUAACUCAAUACUGUCGCUUCAAGGAUGAACGCCAUGAAUAUCUUCAAGAAGAAACCCUCGGCCAAAGAUGCUUUGAGAACAAGUAAGAGAGAGAUGCAAGUUGCCACCAGAGGAAUCGAAAGAGAGAUAGCAGCCUUGCAAUUAGAGGAGAAAAAACUUGUUGCGGAGAUUAAGAAGACAGCAAAAACAGGGAAUGAGGCUGCCACAAAAAUCUUGGCUCGCCAACUUGUUAGGCUAAGGCAACAAAUUGCUAAUUUGCAAGGAAGCCGUGCACAAAUCAAAGGUGUCGCAACCCACACACAGGCAAUGUAUGCCAAUACUUCAGUAGCUGCUGGAAUGAAAGGUGCUAGUAAAGCAAUGGCAGCAAUGAAUAAACAAAUGGCUCCUGCAAAGCAAGCAAAAGUUUUGCAAGAAUUUCAGAGACAAUCAGCUCAAAUGGACAUGACGAGCGAAAUGAUGUCAGAUGCUAUCGAUGAUGCAUUAGACAAAGAUGAAGCCGAGGAAGAAACUGAGGAGCUCACAAACCAGGUUCUUGAUGAAAUAGGUGUUGAUAUUGCUUCUCAGUUGGACUCAGCUCCCAAGGGACGUAUUGCACAGAAAAGAGCACAAGGCGUUCAGAGUUCCGAUGUCGACGAUCUCGAGAAGAGGUUGGCGUCCCUUAGGCACAUGUGACCUGUUCUUCCCCAUUGAUAUUUGUAUAUGUAAAUGUCUCUUUAGCAGCAGUGGUUGCUUGAAAGAUCUUUUGGUUGGUCCAAGAGCAUUUGUUUCCUUUGGUCCACCACAGUUUCUCUGUUAAGCAGCAUGAUCUCUCUCUCUCUCUCUCCAAAUUUAUUUUGAUGAUGUAUCUGUGCACACACAUGAAGUUGAAUGAUGCUUGGCUCUUGAUUGCCUUCAUAUUCUACUUAUACUAAUCAUGCUAGUUCCUCUCUAUA